AUGCAAUACCCACAACUCUGUCGCCUCCACCACAAGGAUGCACUCUGCCUUUUUGGCAAGCCCAGCAAGCGACAAAGGUAUGGACCCCUCUCGACAGGGAGGGGGAUAGAGGAACCACCCAAAGACACUCUCGGCGGCUUUGUAUGCGGCAGCGACACCAUCUCCAGCCGGGACCUAAACGUGACGGACGAGGGCGAGUGCGGUCAUGGGGUGCAUAGGCAAGGUACCGGUGAUGAUGCGGCGAUGGCUGCAUGGGAGGCACACCACCGGCGACUGCAGGAGUCUCAUGAUAGGCGGCGGAGGGCCCUGGGAAAUCCUUUGGCACGCCCAGCCCUCACAGCUCCGCGCGGGCCUCGCCUGGCCCAAAGGCAGGAACAGAGACGGAGAGCUCGGGCGGAAGUGCAGCAAUGGAGUCCAGCGGGGACCCAGCCCUCGAGGCAGGAGGGGGGGCAGCAGAACUGGCUGUUGGGGGAGGCCCAGAAGCCACAAGCAAGGGAGCAGCAAGUGCGGCCGGCGGGAGGGCAGCAGGAGCUGCCGGCAAGAGGGGAGCAGGAGCUACCGGCGAGAGGGCAGCAAGAGCCGCAGGCAAGAGGGCAGCAGGCGCAGUCGGCAGGCGAGCAGCAGGUACUGUCGAAGGGAGAGCAGCAGGAGCGGCCGGCGGGAGGGCAGCUGGAGCUGCCGGCGGGGGGGCAGCAGGAGCUGCAGGCAGGAGGGCAGCGGGAGGUGCCAGCGGGAGGGCAGCAGGAGGUGCCAGCGGGAGGGCAGCAGGAGGUGCCAGCGGGAGGGCAGCAGGAGGUGCCAGCGGGAGGGCAGCAGGAGGCGCCGGCGAGAGGGCAGCAAGAGGUGCCGGCGAGAGGGCAGCAGGAGGUGCCGGCGAGAGGGCAGCAGGAGGUGCCGGCGAGAGGGCAGCAGGAGCUAUCGGCUGGGGGGCAGCAAAUGGUAGAAGUGGAGAUGGCCGAGCUACAGCCAGAGGUGCAGCAGGACCACUCGGGGAACCGGGCCCGGCCACACGCAGGAGGGCAGCACGAGCCGCCCGGGGGAGAGCAGCGUGAGCUGCCAAGGGAAGAGCAGCAGGAGCUGCCGGCAAGGGAGCAGCAAGCAAGGGAGCAGCAAGCGGUAGAAGUGGAGAUGGCCGAGCUACAGCCAGAGUCACAGCAGGACCAAUCGGGAAACCAGGCCUGGCCACAGGCAGGAGGGCAGCAGGGGCCGCCCGGGGGAGAGCAGCUUGAGCUGCCAAGGGAAGAGCAGCAGAAGCCGCCGGGGGUGGGGCAGCUGCCGGCAAGGGAGCAGCAAGCGGUGGAUGUGGAGAUGGCCGAGCUACUGCCAGAGGUGCAGCAGGACCAAUCAGGGAACCAGGUCCGGCUGCAGGCAGGAGGGCAGCAGGAGCUGCCGAGGGAGGAGCGGCAAGAGCUGCCAACAAGAGGGCAGCUGGGGCUGUCGGGGGGAGGGCAGCAGGAGCUGUCGGAGGGGGAGCGGCGGGAGCUGCCGGCGCGGGGGCAGCUGGAGGUCGCUAGUGCGGACUCUACAAGCCAAGCGAAGAGAACCCGGGCACGGGGCCGAGGCGGGAGACGACACACCCGUAAGACGCAAGGCCGAACUGGAAGCGGAGCUGCCGCCCAGCAGGCGGAGGGGCAGCCGGGGGCGACCGAGACACCCCCGGGAGCUCCGCGGGUGGGGGGGCAGCCCUGGGUGCCCGGGGCGCCCCAAGGAGAGCAGCAGCCAGGGGGGCAGCCGGGGGUGCCCGGGGCACCCCAGGGAGUGCAGCAGGCAGGGGGGCAGCCGGGGGUGCCUGGGGCACCCCAGGAAGUGCUGCAGGCAGGGGGGCAGCCGAGGGUGCCCGGAGCACCCCAGGGAGUGCAGCAGGCAGGGGGGCAGCCGGGGGUGCCCGGGGCACCCCAGGGAGUGCAGCAGGCAGGGGGGCAGCCGGGGGUGCCCGGGGCUCCCCAGGGAGUGCAGCAGGCAGGAGGGCAGCUGAGGGUGCCCGGGGCACCCCAGGGAGCGCAGCAGGCAGGAGGGCAGCCGAGGGUGCCCCGGGCACCCCAGGGAGUGCAGCAGGCAGGAGGGCAGCCGAGAUUGCCCGGGGCACCCCAGGGAGUGCAGCAGGCAGGAGGGCAGCAGGGGGUGCCCGGGGCACCCCAGGGAGUGCAGCAGGCAGGAGGGCAGCCGAGGGUACCCGGAGCACCCCAGGGAGGGCAGCAGGCAGGGGGGCAGCCGAGGGUGCCCGGGGCACCCCAGGGAGUGCAGCAGGCAGGGGGGCAGCCGGGGGUGCCCGGGGCUCCCCAGAGAGUGCAGCAGGCAGGAGGGCAGCUGAGGGUGCCCGGGGCACCCCAGGGAGCGCAGCAGGCAGGAGGGCAGCCGAGGGUGCUCGGGGCACCCCAGGGAGUACAGCAGGCAGGAGGGCAGCCGAGGGUGCCCUGGGCACCCCAGGGAGUGCAGCAGGCAGGAGGGCAGCAGGGGGUGCCCGGGGCACCCCAGGGAGUGCAGCAGGCAGGAGGGCAGCCGAGGGUACCCGGAGCACCCCAGGGAGUGCAGCAGGCAGGAGGGCAGCCGAGGGUGCCCGGGGCACCCCAGGGAGUGCAGCAGGCAGGGGGGCAGCUGGGGGUGCCCGGGGCACCCCAGGGAGUGCAGCAGGCAGGAGGGCAGCCGAGGGUGUCCGGGGCACCCCAGGGAGCGCAGCAGGCAGGAGGGCAGCCGGGGGUGCCCGGGGCACCCCAGGGAGUGCAGCAGGCAGGGGGGCAGCCGGGGGUGCCCGGGGCACCCCAGGGAGUGCAGCAGGCAGGGGGGCAGCCGGGGGUGCCCGGGGCGCCCCAGGGAGUGCAGCAGGCAGGAGGGCAGCCGAGGGUGCCUGGGGCACCCCAGGGAGUGCAGCAGGCAGGAAGGCAGCCGAGGGUGCCCGGGGCACCCCAGGGAGUGCAGCAGGCAGGAGGGCAGCCGGGGGUGCCCGGGGCACCCCAGGGAGUGCAGCAGGCAGGGGGGCAACCGGGGGUGCCCGGGGCACCCCAGGGGGUGCAGCAGGCAGGGGGGCAGCCGGGAGUGCCCGGAGCACCCCAGGGAGUGCAGCAGGCAGGAGGGCAGCCGAGGGUGCCCGGGGCACCCCAGGGAGUGCAGCGGGCAGGUGGGGAGCCAGGGGUGCCCGGAGCACCCUACGGAGUGCAGCAAGCAGGAGGGCAGCCGGGGGUGCCCGGGGCAUCCCAGGGAGUGCAGCAGGCAGGAGGGCAGCCGAGGGUGCCCGGGGCACCCCAGGGAGUGCAGCAGGCAGGAGGGCAGCUGAGGGUGCCCGGGGCACCCCAGGGAGUGCAGCAGGUAGGAGGGCAACCGAGGAUGCCUGGAGCACCCCAGGGAGAGCAGCAGGCUGGGGGGCAGCCGGGGGUGACCGGAGCACCCCAGGGGGAGCAGCAGCUAGGGGGGCAGCCGGGGGUGACCCGAGCACCCCAGGGCGAGCAGCAGGCAGGGGAGCAGCCGGGGGUGACCGGAGCACCCCAGGGAGUGCAGCAGGCAGGAGGGCAGCCGAUGGUGCCUGGGGAACCCCAGGGAGUGCAUCAGGCAAGAGGGCAGGGAGUACAGCAGGCAAGAGGGCAGCCGAGGGUGCCCAGAGCACCCCAGGGAGAGCAGCAGGCAGGGGGGCAGCCGGGGGUGACCGGGGCACCCCAGGGAGCGCAGCAGCCAGGGGGGCAGCCGAGGGUGCCCUGGGCACCCCAAGGAGCGCAGCAAGCAGGGGGGAGAUCGAUGGACGACCAGGAGCAACACUUGGAGGAGUGGUGUCGACUUCUGGAGCUUGAUACCCCCAUGGCGACUGCGGAGGAGUCAGAGGCGGACGAAGAACCUCCCAUGCCGCCUUCCCCAUUGCCCCGCUUCCCGUGCGACACGUGUUUCCACAAUUUCGCUACGCGGGGGGCCACUGCGAACCACAUGAGGGUAUGCCGAGCGGCUGAGGCGGAGAGGCGUGCACAGGCUCUCGGCUCAAUUCCGUCUCUGGUGGAGACCGACACGCAGGAGCGAUCGACGCCGCGGGAAUUCGGGGACGAGGCGUGGGCUGGGGUCCCCGAGCGGGCUCGGCCGUGGCUCGCCGCAUCCAACCUAGUCGGGCUUUCCAAGCCUAACGGCGAUGUCCGGCCGGUGGCGAUCGGGGAGCUGGGAGCAGGCACCAGGGUCGGGGCGGAGAUUCUCACUCAUUCUUUCUGGUCAGCGCUGGCCACUCACCCCGACUGGUGUGCGCUACAGAUAGACGUCGCAAAUGCCUUCAAUUCGUUUCACCGUCAUGUGAUGUUCGAUGGGCUGCGGGAGUCGCCUUUCUCAGGGAUGAUCCCAUUCUUGCGUGUCUUUUAUGGGACACCUAGCGACCUGUACCUCCGAGCGGGCCCUUUCGUACAGAGCCUCGAGUCAGCACGGGGAUCGAGGCAGAGGGACUCGCUCGGCCCUUUUCUUUUCGCGUUCACGCAGCAGCAGGUGAUGGAGCCGGUUACUAGGGAGUUCAAGGACCUGCUUUUCCUCAGCUAUGCAGACGAUACCUAUAUUUUGGGGCCAGCGGCUAGGAUUCUAGAGGCUUUUGGGGUGCUGCGGGAGCGGUUGGAGUGUGUAGGGCUGGAGGUGCAGGCGCACAAGUGCCGGUUUUGGGAGCGCGAGGGCAAGGAGGUGGAGCGGGCACUGCCAUUGGGGAUGCAGCGGGUGGAUGAGGGUCUUACUGUGGUGGGCGUGCCUAUUGGAGAGGAGGUUUGGGAGGUGGUCCGGCUACGGGAGCGGCUUCAACAGUUGCAGGCGCCACAGCCAUGGCUCCCCUUGCUCGACCACCCCCAGAUGGCUUCACACCUCCUCGCCAUUGCAGUUUCAGCGCGGCCGAUGUACCUCGCCCGGACUAUGCCGCCGCGUCCGGAGGUGGUUGAGGCUUUUAGGGAUCGGGACAGCUGUUUAGAGGAUUGCUUUGAGCAGCUUUUCCCACAUGGCACUUGGGAGCAGGACCCCGACCGGUCUAGGCGCGCACGCAUGCAGCUGCAUCUCCCUGUGCGUCUCGGUGGGUUCGGGAUCCGGGCGGCGGCCUCUUUGAGCCCACUGUCCUAUGUUUGCGGGUGGGCGCAGGCCGCGCGGGACAUUGCACAGUUAGGGGUGGCGGGUGAGGAGGCGAUGUUUGCUGAGUACCUCACCACUUCGACAGGGGCAGAGUUUCUUGACCCGUGGUUUGUCAAGGCUCUCGAGCAGCUGCCAGCGACUAUCCGCCACGAGAUACCAGGCUUACCUCUGUGUGUAGCGGCCCCUCCUGUUCGGCUUUUCUAG
Molecule: messenger RNA, 5268 nt
Organism: Closterium sp. NIES-65
Lineage: Eukaryota; Viridiplantae; Streptophyta; Zygnematophyceae; Desmidiales; Closteriaceae
Source: the annotation of a GenBank genome assembly